This is a messenger RNA of Ectocarpus sp. CCAP 1310/34, 5274 nucleotides long. The record is from the annotation of a GenBank genome assembly. Lineage: Eukaryota; Phaeophyceae; Ectocarpales; Ectocarpaceae.
GCUUGGCGUAGAGACCGAGAUAAAGGGAGAGCAAAGGGGUUGGUCAAAGCCUAAAAGGGGUAGAUCUUGCAGUAUCUAUCUGCCGGCCAUGACCACCUCCCGGGACAUCAAGGAGAGGAAGAGAAGGAUGGGCCGUAGAGGAGGGGAGCUGGCAGCAGCUUUGGCGCUCGUGGUAGGAGGCGUUGGGGUAUGCAGGGCUGCCGCCUCGACGACGCAUGGUGCCGCCGGUGGUCCUAUCUCUUCUGCUGCCAAGAUAGGUGAUCAUGCGGCCAGCGCGACACCGUCGUCGGCUACCGCCUUCCAGGUGGCCGGAAACCCUUGGCUUUCGUCCACAACAGGAGGCCCGCGAAAUCGCGCUUCUACCGACCCCUCUCGCGCGUGCAACAACCUUGCCGACAGCAGGGGCACCGCGACAUGCGGCACGGGGUCCGGGGGGGUGGGGUCGGCGGCGAGGGGACCGAGCGUGUUCCGGGGUUGGCGAUCUUCCAAGGCCGCCUCGAUGUCGUCGUCGACUGCUGGUGCUGGCGGCGGUGACCCUGGAGCAGGGGACGCGUCAUCGCCGUCCCUUUUUUCGCGAGGGAGACCGUUCCGGGGAUCGUUCCUCCCGUCGUCGGCGACUGGGGCUACUCCUAGCUCAACCGGGCUGGGUGCCGCCGUUGGCGGCGACGCCGCCAGUUCUUCCGCGGAGGCUGGGGCGGGCGGCGGUGGUGCGGGGGGCCUAGGGAAAGGGAUCGGUGCGGGUGCGCCGUGGCUUGCGCGGGGGCUCAAGGCCCUCGUGCGGGGGGGAAGAGGGGGAGAGACGGGGACCCAGCUCCCGUCGCUGGGAGCCGUCAUGGAAGCGGUGGACGCCCGCGGGGCCCAGGAUGAGGUGGUGGCGGCGGAGGGCAGGAGCAAGAUGCAGGGGGUGAUGUCCUCGGAGCUGCCCACGCACCCGCAGAUGCGCGAAGGCAUGCUGCCCAACGGGCUGCGUUACAUCAUCCUGAACAACCAGAGCCCUCCGGAGAGGUUCGAGGCGCACCUUGAGGUGUUCGCGGGAUCGGCGGACGAGCUCGAGUCCCAGCAGGGCAUGGCGCACCUCGUUGAGCACGUGGCCUACAUGGGCAGCCGGAAGAGGGAGCGGCUGUUCGGGACGGGGUCUUCGACGAAUGCUUACACGGAUUUCCACCACACGGUGUUCUACGCUUCUUGCCCGGUGCUAACCCCGCCCGGGUGGGGCCGCCCGACGCCCAUGCUCGGGCGCGCUCUUGGAGCGCUGCUCGACGUUCUCGAGGCUGUGUGCGAGGAGUCUCGUCUCGAGAAGGAGCGCAGCGCCGUGCUCUCGGAGCUGACGAUGGUCAACACGAUCGAUUACCGCAUGGAGUGCCAGGUGCUCUCCGCACUGCACGCCGAGAAUCAGCUGUCCAGGCGUUUUCCUAUCGGCAAGGAGGAGCUGAUCAAGGGCUGGAACACCAAGGACGUCCUCGAGUUCCACAGGAAGCACUACCGCCCGGAUAACGCCGUGCUGUACUGCAUCGGAGACCUGAACGUCGACGAGACCGAAGAUCAGAUUCGCCAGAUGUUCGGUCAUCUCGGAGGCGUCCCAGACACGACAGAACCCCCCAACCUGAAGAGGCAGUCCCUCAGGUUCCCGCCGGUGACCCACCAGUGGUCAGGGGGGCACGUGACCGAGAGGAACACGCUUCCGGUCAUGGAGCCCGUAGACGGGAAGCCGCUCGGAGUCCCUCGCUUCUACAAGCACGACCUCCUCCAGGCCUUCUCUCUCCACGUGUUCGCCAAGCGGCCCAUCGAGCCUAUCACCUCCCUCGGCGACUUCCGGCGGGCAAUCAUGAAGAGGAUCGCUCUGGCAGCCCUGCAGAUCCGGCUAUCGGUCAACUCUAGGAAGGACCCGCCAUUCCUCAGCGUCGAGUUCAACCAGCUUGAUUCUCCCAGAGAGGGUUGCGCCGUCUGCUUCCUGGACAUGACGGCGGAGCCAGCGAAGUGGAAGGACGCCGUCAAGUUCGCCGUGCGGGAGGUGCGGAGGCUGGGCAUGUUCGGCCUGACGAGCGGCGAGCUGAAGCGGUUCUCGUCCGCGUUGCUCACGGACGCACGGCAGCUGGCGGCACAAGGGAACCGCAUCAGCAACAGCGAGCAGCUGAACUUCUUGAUGGACACGGUGGCCUCGGGUCACACGUUCAUGGACACCGAGCAGACGUACCACGCCACCCGCCUUGUCAUCGAGUCGCUCACCCUCGAGGAGCUGAACGAGGUGGCAGCCGAGCUGUGCGAGCACAUCACCCUCUUCGGAGUGCCCCAGGCCAACAAGCCCAGCGCCGUGGUUGCCUGCGUGCCCACGGCGAUGAAGGUGCCCGCGAUUGGACCGAAUGGCGAGGAGUCGACGGAGGCCAUGGAGCUCUCGGAGGAGGAUGUAGUGGCCGCCUUCAUCGAGGGGGUAAACGAAGAGAUCAACGAGUCCAACAAUGAUGUGGAGGUGCCGCAGUCGUUCUUCACCGGAAGAGAGCUCGAGGCCCUCAUGGACGAGACCAAGCCCGAGUGGGUACCCGCGUCGGAAUACUUCUCCGCAGAAGACGGGGCCGCCGGCAAGAUCGGGAAGGGCGGGCUAUUCGUUGAGGAGCCCGCAACUGGGACCCGCCUCCGCCGACUGAGCAACGGCAUCCGCGUGAACGUGGUGAAGCAGGAGCACGAGAGCCAGAGGGGACAGGUUCGCGUGACCCUCCCGGGGGGCCGGCAGCUGGAGUCUAUCCUGGGCCCCGGUGUGGUGGCGAUAGGGGCGAGGACCAUGCAGGAGGGCGGGGCGUUCGGCAACUGGAUCAGGGAACAGGUGGAGCUUUUCUGCAUCGACCACCUGGUGAUGGUUACCGUCGAGGCGAACGACGAGUUCUUGUACCUCGACCUGGCGUUCCCGACCACCAAGCUUCACGGCAGGGGGAUGGGGGAUGACGGCAGCGACGACGUGGAGGAGGGUCUCAACGGAAUGGAGGCGGCAUUCCAGGUUCUUCAUCAAAUCCUAUCUGGGUUUGUGUGGGAAGAGGAGGCCCUGAAGCGGGCCAAGCAGUCCUUCCUGCAGUCUCACGAGACCCUGGUCAAGAGCCUCGAGGGGAGGUCUACGGAGAUGCUCAUGGAGCGCAUGUCCGGAGGCGACAGCCGGUUCAUGUCCAUCCCCCAGGAAGACAUCGAGCCAAUCACCCUCGAGCAGGCUUCUAUGGCGAUCGAAGGACACCUUGCCACCUCCCACAUGGAGGUAUCGCUCGUCGGUGAUUUCGACAUCGCAGAGGCGGAGCGGAUGACGCUGCUGUACCUGGGAACGAUCAAGCCUUCCGAGCGCGAGGCGUUCCUUCGGCCGUCGGUGGAGGCAGUACCAGCCUCUGACGCGGCUGUUACGACACCCCGACACCUCGACGUCCACCUUCCGGACUCGGAUGACCGCGCCGUUGGCUACGUCGCCGGCAGCGCGCCUAACCGGUGGGGGAUGAUGAGGGACGGCUCGAGCAUUCUGGACCUGUUCCCGAAGCCCCAGGGAGGAGACAAGAAGAAGGACCACAGGGCACACACGCUAUUCGCUCCGGUGGUUCUCCUCAUGCUCAAGGAGGCCCUCAACAGGCGCCUGUUCUCGGUGGUGCGGGAGCAGAAGCGCCUUACCUACGACGCGAGCAUCCACCUUACCAACUUCGACCGACUGCUCGGCAGCUGGUACCUCAUCACCGUAACCGCCAACCCCGACAAGGUGGACGAGGCCAUUAAGGCCUGCCAGGACACCCUUCGGGACAUGAGCGGACCUGUGCCCAUCACCGCUGACAACAUCGAGUCGGCCAAGCGCGUCCUCAUCAACAGGCACGAGGGAGACCUACGAACAAACGCUUACUGGUGCGACCUCUUGAGCGGUCUCCAGUUGGACUGCUUGCCUGGAAAGGACUUGAGCUGCGUCAACGACCUCCCGACGGUCGUAGAAGCGGUAACCGCACAGGACCUGCAAGUCGUGCUCAAGGGCCUCACGACAGACCGGGCACAGAUGUUUACCUGUGCCGGAGUUAGUGGUACGAAGCCUCUGCCCCGUAUCGCGGGGAAGGCGGGGAAGCACUCGUAACCUUACCCGGAACUGAAGAGGCCUUUUCUUGAUUUGGCAUAUUCGGCGGAGCCCUGCCUUCCCCACCCCCACCGCCUCGGCGCGUGGGAGGGUUUGGAGUUGGAGAUGCUGCGGCUUUUUUUGUCCGCUUGGUUGGUGGACGUUGCGAGUGAUCCGGCAACUGUGGGCAGUUGGUUGUUUUGUUUUUGGUGCCCCGGCCUAUACGCUUACUCAUCUGCUGCGAGAACGGCCACGGCCGAUACCGGAUGGUUGUUGUUGUUGGUCGAUUUUUAUUCAGUUGACGAUGGGACAAUGGAGGAGACAUGUGUGGCUGUAAAUGGUGGGUGUGUUGCGGGCAUCGGGCUGAGAAGCCCCAGCGAAGGGGUUGUCGGUCAGCUUGGUUUAUCGACAGUUUGACCGAAUUUUGAGGGUUUGGAUGAGAUGUCUUUCUCUCUUUUUUUGUUGGGUGUGUUGCGGGUUGGGAUUGGGGAGGUAGGGGGGGGGUAAAUUUGAUUAGGGUGUGCGUUGAAGAUUGUAGCGGUGAUUCAGGAGAAGAGUUGCGGUGAUCGGAGAGUUGGUCGGCUUGGCGGGGGACGCAGCAACGCCGCGAGAUAUGAACAGGCUUAGACUUGACAGUUGACGUCCGUCAUGAUCCAACGGAUAGAGGUCGCGAACAUGGAUACAAGAACGCCGGCCGGCGCCCCAUCGCGGCCAGGUGAGUUUGAGAGUUGCGUGGCUACAUAGAGGCGGGCGAGUGCACGCGUGAGGGGGUUGCGCAGAAUGGCAUUUCGUCCUGUGCGCGGUGACACCCACUAACAGAUCAUGGAGGGAGUGGGGGAUAUCACUUGAACGGGAAAGCUAAAGCUUUACGCGUCGCGGUGUCAGAGCUCGACGGCAAUAGAACGGAGGAAAGUGAACAAGCACUGUUUGUCAGGUGCCCCGCUUUUUUGCGGCGACGAGCACCUUUCGUCAUAUGUGCGUAGAUCAGACGAGGUUCUGUUGUUUGGUCUGGGUUAGAACACCACGGAGCGUCUUGUGUUAGCACUGAAGGAGGGGAUGCACGCUCCUGGUUCCCCGCUAGGAUUAUUACGAUAAGCGGAUGGGGAGCUCGUUCUCCACUACUGGGUCGAAAAAGUGCCUAGAUUUAUGUGAAAGGAUAUAAUAAAAGUUACUACGCCGUCACCGGGUGCGGGUGCUGACAACUUCCUGAUGCA